Molecule: messenger RNA, 3231 nt
Organism: Pararge aegeria (speckled wood butterfly)
Lineage: Eukaryota; Metazoa; Arthropoda; Insecta; Lepidoptera; Nymphalidae
Product: fanconi-associated nuclease 1-like
Exons: 12
Coding region: 54-2504 (816 amino acids)
Biological process (GO): interstrand cross-link repair
Cellular component (GO): nucleus
Molecular function (GO): flap-structured DNA binding; 5'-3' exonuclease activity; 5'-flap endonuclease activity
Source: RefSeq, a predicted model, not a curated record
CACCGCCGUCAAAUACUUCCCUCGUUGUUAACAUAAACUACAAUCUCAAAAGUAUGAGCCAAAAGGGUCAGUUGAAAUUAGAUAAGUUUUUCAAAGUUAAGAAUAAUAAUGUGUUCAACAUGAAAGGAGCAAAGAAGAAGAAAUUAAAUUUAUCAUUGUCAAAGAAACAAAUGGAAUCACCGAAAUUGUCACAAAAGGAUUUAAAUAUACCAGAAGUGGUAGAUUUGACCAGCGAUGAUGAAAACCAAGGGGCAGUGGAACUUAACAGCAGUGCCACUUCUAAUACCUCAAACACUACAGUUGAAUACAAUGUUGAGAAGAAUAGUCCCCCGGGACCAUCAAAAUUCCUCAGUCCUAAGUCAAAAAAGAAGUUUUACUCACCAAAUAAGAAAAGGACUGUUCCUAUCAGAAGUCCGAUCAAAGCAAAGAGAAAUUUAAAUCCAUCGUUGGGCUCUGGAGAUGUUAAGGAUGAGGAAUUCAUUGAAAUAACCAAGGGUUUGGAUGAUAAUACGAUUUUUCUCAUGAAAAUAAUCUUUGAACUUUUAAAUGAUAGAAAUUUACGGUGUCUCAUGAACGAUAAGUCAUUGAACCUCUUUGAAAAGAUUACUGAAGCAACACCUCCAGGAAAGAGGAUAGUAUGCAGAUUAUAUUGGCAGGUAGAGCAGUGGUGCAAAUGGAAGAAAAUAAAGGAUAAUGCAUGCAAAAACAAGACUAAUAUUGAUGACCCAACUGUGCGGGUUGCAUUAAACUAUCUAAUCAAACAUGGAUUUAUCACUGUAGCGCAAUUUAAUGGGCAGAAACAUGAAUUGGAAUUUGAUGAAUUAGUUAAAAUUAUGUAUGCCGAAGAAUUGUUAGAAAUAUGCAGUGGGCUGAAAAUUAAAGCAAAAACUAAAGAGGUGGCCAUACAAUCAUUGAGGGAUUUUAUGUGUAAAAAGACAAACAUUACAAACUAUUUCCAAGGCAGUAAAAGUAAUAAUGAAACUCGCCUUAUGAAGAUAUUAGGUGCGAAAGCUGGUACAUGUUAUAAGCUUGCCAGUCAAGCUCGCGAAGCACUGAAUGAACUGCACAUCUUAAUGUACCUGGGCAUGGACUACAGCAUAAUCAGGGAUGGCAAAUUGGAACUGACACUCUUGAACGAAAAAUCAAAGCGCGAGACCUAUCCUAUUGAUAGCGCCCUGGUGGACAAUGCGAGUGUAAUCUUUAAGAAUAGACAAGAAUUUGAACGCUACAUUUACGCACAUUCUAUUCACGAAGAGUUUUUGGCUAAAACUAAUUUAACAGAAAGAUGCAGGCUAAUUGAAACUGUUUUUAAUAUUUUCAAAGGCAUUCCUAAAGAAGAAGUGAUCAGUUACACAACACUUCCGGUAUGGUUACGGCGCUUCACACCACCACACAUAUACGUGAGAAUUUUAGAAGAAGGCAUCAUCGACUUGAAGAAGAACAAGAGCAAUGGCAGUCUGGUGAAUGACAUACUGGCAGCGCUCAUCGGACAAGACAUAUUCAGGCAACACAAGAAAGCGAAGUGGAUUGCAGAGAGAGCCCUAAUUUUGGACAAGCUCUUGGGGAAGCCUGAUCAGGCUGCACAAGUUUUGAUAGAAGGAUUUAAAUCAGAGCUAGCAACUGAAGCCGAGCAGUUGUUAUACCCGCGGGCUCUUCGACUAGCAAAUCGUAUAACAAACGCAAUCGAUGAGAAAUCAGCACUUCUAUUGAAAGUGCACGCGCAGACGUGUGCUACGUGGGAGAAAGAGAUAGCUGCGAGGCACAUUUAUAAAGUACCUAUGGACAACUAUAGCAAGGGAAAAAUAAGGUUUGUGGAGUUUAUUAACGGCACGAAAACUUUCCUGAAUGCCGAGGAGUACUGUAUAUAUGACUACGUUCAUGUAGAUUCAACGUACACACACGGUGGGCACUGGGAGGGCAAAAUAGUUACUACUUUAUUCUUCUUGCUAUUCUGGGAUAUAAUAUACGCCCCUUUACGCGGCGUUCGUGGAUUAUUCCUAUCGCGAUACCAGUCGCAGCCUCUGGAUUUGUUCACGGACAGCUUCUACGCCAACCGACAGCCGAUGAUCGAGAACAGGUUGAAGGAGAUAGAGGAGUCUACCGAAGCUGAUAUGUUAGUGCGGAUGCAGGACACGUGGCUGAGCAGACCAGAGACUGACGUAUCAAGGGGCAUACAUCGUGACAUCGGGUGGGACGGCAUAAGCGCGGUAGCAUCGUGUCUGGGCCCGAACCGUGUGGCAGUGCUGUGUCGACGUUUGGCCACAAAGUACCACUACGCGCACAGCGGUUUCCCGGACCUCACACUGUGGAACGUUCUAACUAAGCAGAUUGUAUUCGUGGAAGUGAAGACGGAUUCAGACAAGCCGUCAGUGAAGCAAAAGCAAUGGAUGCACUACCUAAAGGACAACAAAAUUAACGUCGAGUUCUGUUACAUAGGCGUUCACACCAAACGCACCCAGUCUAGGAACUGUGGAGAGAUUGAAUAUUUCGACGACUCUGAUUAGAUGAGAUGAUGCCGAUUCGAUAUUCAUCUUGAUUUGCCUGAUUUACCCAUCGAUCACUUUUUAUUAGUGAUCGAUGUAUUUACCAGAAUAUUCUGUUAAAAAUGGCGGCAUUACUUUAAGUAAAAGUCAAAUUUCUUGAUACAAAUAGGCACAUAUAAAUAUGUACCUACAUAUAAGUGAGUUGACGUUACAACCAAGAAACAGUAGGCCCACUACAGGGCACGUGUCUCCUCCCGCAAUGAGAAGGGGUCCACCACGCUGUCCGAGUUCGGAUUGGUGGACUCCACAUGCCUUUGAGAAUAUUGAAGAGAACGAUCAAGCUUUCACGUUUCCUCGCGAUGUUUUCCUCCAACGUUGAAGCAAGUGAUAUUUUAAUCGCUUAAAACGCACAUAACUUAGAAAAGACGAUCGAUUGAUCCCUGCACGCAUCUUUAACUUUACGGAGUAAUUUGCGUUCGUUAUAAUUUAAUUUAAGCAGUUAAAUAUAACUUUGUUUAACGGGGAAAGCAAACAUCCGGCAAACACUUAUACCGGUUACCUCACAUCUUGAGGAAACCGGUAUAAGUGAGAGUUCUCCAAAUAUUGAAAACGGCGUGUGAAGUCUACCAAUCUGGUAAACUACGGCCUAAACCGUUCUCAUUCUGAGAAGAGACCUAUCCUUGCCAGUAAUGGAGUUGAUGACGAUGGUGAUAAUAAAUAUAAAUAAAUAUACUACGACAACGCUUAC